Molecule: messenger RNA, 1216 nt
Organism: Bursaphelenchus okinawaensis
Lineage: Eukaryota; Metazoa; Nematoda; Chromadorea; Rhabditida; Aphelenchoididae
Source: the annotation of a GenBank genome assembly
AUGGGUGAAACAGAUUCCAACACUAAAGAUCUUAUUCUAGAACAUUUCACGUAAGAUUUGAUAAAACUUUCAAUUGUAGCCUUAUUUUGGUGUUUUAGCUGUAAUUUCUUUUUUUAAUUUUAAAGUAUAUUUUUGACCUAUAUUAAUAUACCAAGGUUGGGCGUUUAAAUAUUGGUAAGAAAGGAGGUUUUUUUUCAACUCAUAAUUUGUAUUAUUUUAGACUUGUUGGUUUUAUAAUUGUCGCAACAAUAGCCUGUUUAAUAGCGAUUGGUACUAUUAUUGCUUGCUGGUUUGAUCUUCAAAAUCGUCGUCGAACAUUGCCUACAGAUGGCAAAAAGGUCGUGGUUAAGAAGAAGGGCAGCAAGAAGAAAAGAGGCAGAGGAGUAAGUUGAUCUUUCUAAUAUAACUUGGCUUAUACCUUAGCUUUUCUUACUAUAAUUUGACUUAUAUCUUAACUAGGCUUACUAUGACAUAACUUAUAUCUUUAUUUAUAUACUAAUUUGUAUAACCGUGUGCCUUUAUUUGGCAUGUACAACAUUCGUAUCUAUAACUUUUACAGAGUAACCAAGACUCAAGUCAAAUGUCGGGUUCGAAGAUUAUCGACAAUUCGAAAACCGAUAAUAUUGCCUCAGGCACUCCUCACAUUGGCUCGGUAGUUUGUGGUACAGCCAAAGCCUUGAGUAAGACUCAUGCUUCGAAAAGAAUGACAUUGUCUGAGAAACGACGAGCUAUGGAGAUUGCAGCCAAGACUUUCAGUACCUCUAGUGGCUACAUGGAUAAUACACAGUCUUCUGGGUCAGAUAGUGAACAUAGACAGAUGCGAACGGCUGAGGAGCUGGAGGAACGUGGAGCAAAGGUAGGUCAUAGGUUUUAAAGGCGAUUUUUCUAAAAUUUUGAUAAAUAUUUUUUGAAAAUGCUAUUUGACUAUUUUUUGAUUAAUUUUUAAAAAUAUGAUAAAAUAUUUAAAUUAUGACAAAAUUUGAAAAUAUAUAUAUUAAUAUAAAUAUGCUUUCAGCGCCGUUAUAAAGAUGUGGACAAGACCCAAGCUUCUUCUCGUCAUCGUACCACCAGAAGCUCCAAGAGUAAGCGCAGAAGCCGUAUUAGUCGACGAAGCCAAACCAGGACUGGCACAUCGUCUUCUAGCUCUUCUUCUUCAUGUAGUUCGGCAAGUGGCAGCACAACGAAGACAGAAGAUAAUCACGACAAAAAGAAAUAA